AUGGAGGAUGCAAACCACUCUGUGGUGUCUGAGUUUAUUUUCCGUGGACUUUGUAAUUCAAGACAGCUCCAGACCUUCCUCUUCCUGCCAUUUUCCACUCUCUACCUGAUGACUGUGGUGGGAAACCUUCUUGUCACGCUCUUAAUCAUCGCUGACUCUCAUCUCCAUUCCCCCAUGUACUUCCUCUUAGCCAAUCUCUCGUUUGUUGACUUCUGCCUUUCCUCAGUAACCACCCCUAAACUGACCACGGACUUCCUAAAGGACAGUAAGACCAUCUCCUUUGGAGGCUGUAUGACCCAGAUCCUCGGUGUGCAUUUAUUUGCAGGGGGUGAGAUGGUAUUGCUUGUAACAAUGGCCUAUGACCGUUAUGUGGCCAUCUGCAAGCCACUCCAUUACUCCCACAUCAUGGACAGACACAAGUGCAUCUGGCUAGUUUUGACAUCGUGGAUUACUGGCUUUCUGCACGCCAUGAGCCAACUAGCUAUGAUUUUAGAUCUUCCUUUCUGUGGCCCCAGAGUCGUGGACAGCUUUUUCUGUGAUAUCCCUCUGGUGAUCAAACUAGCCUGUACGGACACUCAUACUCUAGGAAUAGUGAUAAAUGCUGACAGUGGGGUCUUGGCUACCACUUGCUUCAUUCUCUUGCUGAUCUCCUACACCUAUAUUCUAGUAACUGUCCGCCUUCACUCCAAGGAUGGGGCCUCCAAGGCACUCUCGACCUGUACGUCCCACAUCACUGUGGUGGUGCUGUUCUUUGGACCCUGCAUCUUCAUCUAUCUGUGGCCACCCAGCAUCAGUUGGGCGGACAAGUUUCUUGCUGUGUUUUACACAGUAAUCACGCCUCUCUUGAAUCCAGCCAUUUAUACACUGAGAAAUAAAGAGAUUAAGAAUGCCCUAAAGAGACAGAUAAGUCAGCAUGUGCAUUCAAAGAGUAAUUUUUAG
Molecule: messenger RNA, 939 nt
Organism: Phacochoerus africanus (Common warthog)
Lineage: Eukaryota; Metazoa; Chordata; Mammalia; Artiodactyla; Suidae
Product: olfactory receptor 4K3-like
Exons: 1
Coding region: 1-939 (312 amino acids)
Biological process (GO): G protein-coupled receptor signaling pathway
Cellular component (GO): membrane
Molecular function (GO): G protein-coupled receptor activity; olfactory receptor activity
Source: RefSeq, a predicted model, not a curated record